AUGAACACCGCUAACGGAGUCAAGACUGCUAUGGAUAUCGAAGAAGAGGCGACAAUCAAGGAGUUGGUUGGAAAGGAAGGAAGUCUGGAAGAGAUCGUCGAGCAAGCCGAAACUGGACUCCUCGACGGAUUUUUGGAUUAUUUUUUGGAAGAUGGAUCAGCAUCAGAAGACCCACUGUGUCACUUGUUGGAGCAAAUUUGCGAGAAAGAUGCUGUGGAGAAGGAAAACAAGGAGAACAUGGAUUCAAUUGGCAAGGAUGGAAAUCUAGAAGAAAUCAUCGAACAAGCUGAAACCGGACACCUGGAUGGAUUUCUAGAUUACUUCUUGGAUGAAGAAUCAACCGGUGCACCAGAAGACCCUCUCUCUCACAUGUUGGAUCAAAUUUGCACCGAAGAUGCUGUCGAAAAGGAAAUCGAUGAAAACGAGGAUCCUUUCGGAAAUGUUUUUUAUGGACAACAACCCUACAAUAAUGUUUUGUUUGGGCAUUACCCAAAUCAACAAGCGGCUUCUACAGUUGGACCAAUUCGUAAGACGGAAAAGAAGAAGAAAGUUUCGAAACCAUAUGAACUUGCAGCUCCAGUUGAUGCUUCAGUCCACCGAGAUGUCACCGCUCCAGAAGUCAGACACAUCCUCGAUUCUCCAGUCGCCGACGCCAUCGACACGAAGAGAACAGUUGGAGAUGUGAAUAACUGGUUGAAGCUGAAUCGUGUCAAUCAAACAAAGUUCGCGGAGAAGGUGCUGGAAAAAACGCAAGGACACUAUUCGGUGAUCUCAAGAAAUCCGGCACCAUGGGAGGAGCUCUUGGCACCCGGAAGAGCAGUCUUUGUAAGGAUGCACAACUGGAUGAAGUUGUCGGAUGAGGAGAAGAUGAAGAUUCUGAGUGUUGAGAAGGUGAGUGAGAAAAAUAAUUUACAGGAAAAAAAGAAGAAGACUCGGUUCACUUUCCCGAAGGAGCAGAUGGAGGUUCUGAUGGGAAUAUACGAGGUCAACGACCGUCCAGAAAAGAAGUCCACCAUGAAUCCUCCGAAAAACGACGAGACGAACUCAUCGAAAAGUGUCACUUCAGGAGAUGGAGAUCCAGAUGAUCAAUCGAUACUUUCCACUUCCUCUCACCCACAAAUUCCAUCGAUUUCUCAUCAAACAACGGCCUCUGUUCCUUCCACUUCCGGCGAUUCAAACCUGAUAUCCGAGACGACUUCCAGAAACCAAGAGUCGUCUAGUGAGGAACAAGACAUAUCUGACAUGGAUUCGAAUGUCGAAGAAGAUCCACAAAGAUUGAAAAACAACGGAUUUUCUCAUCAGAAUCCAGCUCUUGCCCAUUCAACUUCCAAUGAGUGGAAUCAGGAAACAAAUAUUCGGAAUUUGGGAGAUGCAUUAUCUGAGGUCAAGCGAUUAGAUCCAUCCAUUGCAAAACGUGAGUUUAUUCUACGCUCACCUUCAGAUUUCCAACUACCAGUAGGCAAUUCCUCCACAUCUGAAUCUGUCCUACAAGAUCCAUCAAAUCUCUAUAGUUCCGAUUACGAUCCCAUCUUUCAUAUACUGACAUCAGUUGACUUCUCGAGCGAUCCACUGGAUUACCAAGAAGUUUUGUCAAGAAGGUCUCUUACUGAAUGUGAUGAUGAAACAAUGAGCGCUUUCCAGUCUCCCGAUACCUCGCUCCACCAUCCAGAAACUCAUUUUUCUGACGACGACCCUGACUUCGUGGCUACAAAAAAUGCAGUAGAAAAGAUAGAUAAUUUCGAUGUAGUGAACCCUCCACACCCUAUAGAAAUUGUUGAGAAAUACAUUAAAUGGAAAGAUCAAAGAUGCCCUGGUGAUGUCAACAUUAAGACAAUUUUCGAAGAGAUGUCCAUUAUGAAUCCUCCGGACGAACCACAAGAAUCGAAGAAUUGUGGAUCUUCCGGAGAUGGAGAUCCAGAUUAUCAAUUGACCCCUUCCUCUCACACACAAACUCCAUCGACUUCUGAUCAGAUGACGGUCUCUGUUCCUUUCACUCCCGGUGAUUCGAACCUGAUAUCCGACACAGCUUUCAGGAGCCAAGAGUCGUCUAGUGAGGAACAAGACAUAUCUGACAUGGAUUCGAAUGUCGAAGAAGAACAAUCGGAAAACAACGGAUCAAAUGACCAUCCUCCUUCAAUUUAUCAUCAGAAUCUAGACCCUACCCCCUCCACUUCUAAUGAGUGGAAUCAGGAAGCAAAUACUUGGAACUUAAGAGAUGCAUUAUCUGAGAUGAAGAAAUUACAUCCGUCCAUCGAACAAGAUAUCCUACAAACAGAAACAGUAUACAAUCCUUUGAAUCCAAAUCUGACGUCUUCGACUGGACGUGCUCUCCAGUCCCCAGAUACCUCUGUCCCACAGGAUGAUGAAAGAGCAAUGGGUGCUCUCCAAUCUCCAGAUAAUACCGUCCAGCAUCCAAAAUCUCUUAUUUGUGACAAUGCGGAGGCUACAAAAAAUGCAGUAGAAAGGAUAGAUAAUUACAACGUGCCGAAUCCUCUACACCCCAAAGAAAUUGUUAAGAAAUACAAGAAUUGGAGACAAGAACGUCGUCCUGGUAAUGCCAACAUUAAGAAAAUUUUCGGUAUGGAUGGGAGAACAAUAUCCGCUUAUUUGGUCACACCUCAGCCAUGGGACAAGUGUGGAAAGGAGAAGAUUUUGUACCUUCGGAUGCAUAAUUGGUUGCAGUUAUCAGCAGAAGAGAAGGAGAAAGUUUUGGCGUUGGAUCUAAAUGCAUAUAGGUAA
Messenger RNA from Caenorhabditis remanei, 2739 nucleotides. RefSeq lists its product as uncharacterized. Lineage: Eukaryota; Metazoa; Nematoda; Chromadorea; Rhabditida; Rhabditidae. Gene Ontology annotation, biological process: regulation of transcription by RNA polymerase II. The transcript has 11 exons. The record is from RefSeq and is a predicted model, not a curated record. Bases 1 to 2739 code for a protein of 912 amino acids. Gene Ontology annotation, cellular component: nucleus. Gene Ontology annotation, molecular function: RNA polymerase II cis-regulatory region sequence-specific DNA binding; DNA-binding transcription factor activity, RNA polymerase II-specific.